Molecule: messenger RNA, 687 nt
Organism: Limanda limanda (common dab)
Lineage: Eukaryota; Metazoa; Chordata; Actinopteri; Pleuronectiformes; Pleuronectidae
Exons: 5
Coding region: 1-687 (228 amino acids)
Source: RefSeq, a predicted model, not a curated record
AUGGGCCAAAGCUUCAUGGUGCUCAAUUUGCUCUACUAUGCCAUCAAAUCAAAAAUAUCUGACCGCUAUAAAGAAAGGGUCGAGAUUUUUCUCCAAAAUCACUCUUUGCUUUUGAAGAAUGUGCAACAAAACGACAGUGGAAGUUACAUUGCAGGUGUUUUCGGGGAUGAUAACACUUAUGUGGGUAAAUACAGCGUCACAGUUCAAGAUCCAGUGUCUCUGGUUAAUGGGACAGUGGACAUACACUCCAAUAGCUCCGACUCCUGUGACCUCACAGUGACCUGCAGCUCACAGGACUCCCAUCACAUCACCAGCACUUUUAGAUGUGACACCAACACCUGCAGCCAGGAGGGAGGAGAGAGGUCAAAGGUCACGACCUCUGGCGCCUCCCUCCGUGUCUACCUGUCCGAAGCCUUCUCAGUUAUCUGUAGCCAUAGCAACCAGGUCAGCUCGGACGAGCACAUAACAAUUAUAAGAGACUUUUGUUUCUUAAUUCCUGAUGAAAGUGUGGACAUGGAAAACACAAUGUACGAAUCUGUUCAGAAUCCAAUCGAUGAUGCUGCAGCUCCUUCUCUGUCCUCCAUCUACAGCUUGAUCGAAGUUGGGUCCAUUAAAUCCACUGAGGCCGGAGACACGACUCAGCCUGAGAGCCUGUAUGCUCAGGUGGAGAAGUCGGCCCUGGCCUGA